Messenger RNA from Esox lucius (northern pike), 2269 nucleotides. RefSeq names its product zinc finger, HIT-type containing 2 (gene znhit2). The record is from RefSeq and is a predicted model, not a curated record. Lineage: Eukaryota; Metazoa; Chordata; Actinopteri; Esociformes; Esocidae. Bases 237 to 2087 code for a protein of 616 amino acids. The transcript has 2 exons.
CAUAAGAAGACGAACUCGGAAGUCAUUUACGGCAGGCGUUUCAACUGGCCAACUACGUUAUUCACACGCUGAAUUAUUUGACAGUGGACGAACGUGGAACAAUUUGUUAUAGGAAAAAAGCAUUUUCGUCUUUUCAUGACGCUUUAAGAAGAACUCAAAGGAUUUCUGGAAGAUCACUCGACAAUAUUACAUACGCAACCAAUGAGAAAUAGGAAUCUAUUUUCCCUCCCAAAAUAAUGAACCCAAUACUUAGACACAGAAUCCCUCCAGCUGUAAGGAGGUUACUGACUGACAUUGCACCCAGGGAGGAGUUCCACUGCACCGAGUGGACUGAAACAGAGUCUGAGACAGUCAUUAGAGAUGGGAUUGAGCUUCCUGCAAGAGGGACCACCAAUAAGACUGAAUUUCUGACACCAGCUGCCGAGAAAGAGGAUGGAGAUGCUGACACAGAUGCCACAGCACAGAGUAAAAUAUGUAUGCUGUGCUUAUCCAAACCCUCUUGCUAUACCUGUCCACGGUGCAAUGUACCGUACUGUGGGCUGGAAUGCUACCGCGGUACCAAUCAUUCUGUGUGCUCGGAGGAAUUCUAUAAGGAGUCUGUGUUACAGGAGCUGAAAGACAUGGGUGAAACAGAGAGUGAGGGAAGAAAGAAAAUGCAGGAUAUUCUGCUUAGGCUAAGACAUAUGGCAGAUAGGGAAGAGGGAGGGAUGGAGAGUGUUUUAAAGGACAUUGAGGAAGAUAGUGGAGGUGGAGAGGAAAUCAAAGCCAGAGCUCAGGUUUUAGAGCUUCUCUCCAGGCUGGCAGAGCUUCAGUCUUCUGGGGAAGGGAGUGUCGAGGAGAUUGAGGAGAUUUUAACCAGGCUCAAAGAGUUGGGCGAGGAUGAAAAUGCAAAUACUGGAGAAAUGGAUGAGGGGGUUGAAGACGCUGAGGAGCUGGACUUGGCUGAUCGACUCUCUGGGAUGGAUAUUGAUGCUUUCUCUGAGGAGGCACUGUGGAACCUUUUGAGCAGCCAGGAGAAGGAGAAGUUUAACAGCCUGGUGAAGAGUGGGACCGUGGGAGCUCUGGUCCCCCUGUGGACACCCUGGUGGGAGCAGCACGAGGAGGGGGAAAGAGCCCUGUUGGAGGUAGUGGAGAUGGCUGAGCCAAUGGGAAAUGAGGCAACAGGACAGGACAGGGGCAGGACCAGAGAAGCUGCAAAGACAGAUGAAAAGACAAAGAAGGGGAGUCUGCAAAAGAUAGAAGGGGCAUGUUCAUCUAGUGGUGAAAUUGUGGUCCUUGAGAGUAUCCAAGUAGAGGAUUUUGGGAAAGGGGUUGAGAGUGAAUCAGUGAGAGAGAGUAUUUGUGAAUUGCUGAAAGACCCAGGUCAUAAGAAGGGUAAGAACCAACCACGAAACGAGUCGACCAAGACCAAGGGACCCAAGUGGACCUCCAAUGUGCCUCCAGUCAAAUUUAGAAUCCCACCUCUGAGCUCCUUGUCUUCCAACCCUUCCCUUCUUGUUCGCUUUGGCUUGGUCAACGCUCUGUUUGGCUACACCUUUGCCCUUCGCCUUUUCAAUGGCGACAUUGAAUCAGAGCUAACUCAGGAGUUCUGCCAGGUGGUUCUGAGUGUGUCUGAGGCCCUGAGCUCAGGCAGGGUGUUCAGCUCCCUUCAGGAGGCCCUCCAGGGAGGGGAGGCUGCCAUUUUGGCCAGUGGUUAUUCUGACCGAGAGGAUCCUGGGGCCCCGGGCCGAGCAUUGGAAUCUGUGGCUCAUAUUCUAACUGGGAGAAGCAGGCAGGAUGUUGUCGGGUACUGCCUGGCAGCUUUGAGUCAACUCCGGACAACCCUGUCCCAGUCCAAGGCAGCCCUGCCCAAAGAGGGAGAUGUGAGAAAGAAGUAUUUCCUGGCAGGGAAGAAAUGUGAGUUCUUUCAGGCUUGGGUGUCUGACAAUACCCAGGAGGUGAGAAGACUAGCAGCUAGUUUAUGGAGAGAGUACAGGAGAAGGGAGGAUGAGAGGAAUGCUUUAGAGAAGGAGAAAAGAAGAGUUGAAGACAGCUGGAAGAAGGGAAGAGAAAAGGCAAAGGGUGUGUUGAUUGAAGAAAUCCAUUGAGAAUGUUUUGUAUUCUAUAUACCAUAUUUACUUCUCUUUUUCAGUUCAUGUUCAGGAUCAGACUAGUAUUAUUUGACAGACCAUUUUUUGACAGUGUAUUCUGAAUGCAGAAAUCAUGGCAAAAUCAUGUUCAUAGUUCAUUCAAAUUUUGCAAGUUUUGUAAUAAAGUUAAUGGAAACUUA